AAAUGCAAAUUACUUAUUCUAAUAACCCAACUAAAAAUCUUCUUCCCCGCUCGCGUCGUACCACCGCCCGGAGAUAUGCCAUGAGACUACCUACGCUUCUGCGGCUGCGACCGAUGCUCUCCUCCGUCGUUAAGCCCUUCUUCUCUUUCCCAGCGCUCUCUCACUUCCCUCUUUCUCUCUUUGCCCCUUCCUUCUCCGCCGUCGCCGCCAUCGGGAACUCUCUGUCUCUGUCUCCCUCUGCUCCGGUGACUCCGCUCGUCGUCGGACGCAACUACAGUCAUACCUGCCUCGAACCGCACCUGUCUUGUUCCAUGCCCGAGAGGCGUCUUCGUGUCGCCGUCCUCCUCAGCGGCGGCGUCGAUAGCAGUGUGGCCCUCCGCCUUCUUCGUGCCGCCGGUCACUCCUGCACCGCCUUCUACCUCAAAAUCUGGUUUCAGGAAGACUUUGAGAAUUUCUGGAGUGAAUGCCCAUGGGAAGAUGAUUUGAAGUAUGCAAAGCAUGUCUGUGAGCAGGUUGAUGUGCCUUUGGAGGUUGUGCAUCUAACAGAUGAAUACUGGGAAAAAGUUGUCUCCUACAUUAUUGCGGAAUACCGUUGUGGACGGACUCCUAAUCCAGAUGUUCUCUGUAACACAAGAAUUAAAUUUGGUUCAUUCAUGGAUGCUAUUAGUGGUAUGGAAUACGAUUUUGUAGCCACAGGCCACUAUGCAAAAGUCAUCCAUCCUCGUGCAGGUCAAAUUGAUGCAUUGUCUGUUUUAGAGCUAUCACGAGACAUGGUAAAAGAUCAGACUUACUUCCUUUCACAUCUCUCUCAGACCCAGCUUAGACGGCUGAUUUUUCCACUUGGCUGCCUAACGAAGAACGAAGUUCGCAAACUAGCAAUGGAACUUGAUUUGCCUAACAAAGAUCGGAAAGAUUCACAAGGAAUAUGUUUCCUCGGGAAGAUAAAGUUCAGCGAGUUUGUUGCUAGGCAAAUAGGAGAGAUGGAAGGAAUUAUAUUGGAAGCUGAAACUGGAGGUUUUCUUGGUGUGCAUCGAGGAUUUUGGUUCUACACGAUUGGACAACGCCAAGGCUUGCGCUUACCUGGUGGACCAUGGUAUGUAGUUAAAAAGGAUACAAAGAACAAUGUUGUUUUUGUCUCAAGAAAUUACUAUUCAGUCGACAAGAGAAGGCGGGUUUUCCGUGUUGGCUCCUUAAAAUGGCUUAGUGGCAAAUUUCCAGGCUAUGAUAAUCAGCUUAGGUGCAAGGUCCGACAUGGGCCUGGCUUUUACCGCUGCAAUUUCGAAAUGGAAGCAGGAGGAGACAGCGGGGUUGUACACUUGGACGAGGACGAUCAAGGUCUGGCUUCUGGACAGUUUACCGCAUUCUACAUGGGCACCACUUGCAUUGGAGCCGGCGUUAUAGUGGAUCCUUGCGACGAUCAGGGCUUUCCUGUCUGUGCAAAAGCCCUUGAAAUCGCGGCCAUGGAAGAUAAGACUAAGCUCGGGAAACCCGUGAAAAUCAAGACUUUACCCGAAUCAGAAGAAAAGCUCGUCAAUGCGUGAGCUAUGGUGACGAGAACAUCCUUAGAGUCCAAGUACGGACAGAAAUUAUGGUUCGGAGGAAUUCAGGUCGAGACGAGUAAAGAACGAAGCUACAGAUCCUGUACUCGGACUGAAUGACUUGGGUUCGUCCGAAUGCCAGUCCAUCAAAGAAUUGAAGAAUUUGCUCAGGCAACGCGUUCGGUCUGUAGGAAUCAUAUCAUACGGGCAUCCAUGCGACCCUUGUCUUUGAUCCUCUUGGUGGUGUUCUUCUUUGGUAUCAGGAAUCAUCAUCAAUACCAUUCAGGUACGUUUUCAGCCAAGUUCUAUUAUCGUUUAGUUAGUUUCUAUCGAAGAUCUAUCACCGUAUCAAGGCUAUUCACAUGAAUUUAUCCCUCGAAUUCAAUCAGGAAGACAUUUCCAUCCUUGGAACCGAGCCAUGACUCUGUUUGCUGAUGAAUAUCUCUGUCUUUGAAGUCUGGUUUUAGGCUGUCUGGUAAAUUAUAUGCUUUGAUAGCGUGUGUCA
This is a messenger RNA of Tarenaya hassleriana, 2043 nucleotides long. RefSeq names its product tRNA-specific 2-thiouridylase MnmA. Gene Ontology annotation, biological process: tRNA processing. Bases 3 to 1541 code for a protein of 512 amino acids. The record is from RefSeq and is a predicted model, not a curated record. NCBI's taxonomy places the organism in Eukaryota, Viridiplantae, Streptophyta, Magnoliopsida, Brassicales, Cleomaceae. Gene Ontology annotation, molecular function: sulfurtransferase activity. The transcript is spliced from 11 exons.